GCGACACAGACCACCCCCACUACUAGUGUGACAUUUGUUCCUGAAAGCCUGCUCCCACUCGCAGCCCUGGGAUACAGAGCAUGCGUCGAGGGUCAUAGGGUGGUGGAUACACGGCUGUACUUAUCCAUCUGAUGGCGUUAAAGGAGACUAACCCCUCCAAACCGACAGUGACCGGAUGUUUGAGGCUCUUAUGCGGCGUGAUAUUUACACUGGGGACAUUAUUGACUUUGUAUUUUACAUUCAUAAAGUCAACUCUGAAUGGUAACUGCAUCCCCCUCCCCAGUUACGCAAAUCGUCACUACAAUCCAGUCCAAAAAGUCGCAAAGAAACCCCUCAUUUUGAUAUGGUUCUGGCCGGAAGACCUAAAGUUUGACUUGCACGACUGCAAGAAACACCUCAACAUCGAUGGCUGCCGUCUCACUGAUGACCGAUCCCUAUACCUCAAAGCAAAGGAAGUGAUUUUUUUUCACGAUGCCAUCAAAGAUGAUCUGUCCAACCUGCCCAGACGACGAAGGCCGGCCUUCCAGCGUUGGAUAUGGCUGAACCUGCAACCACCGGCCAACACGCGCAGAAUAGAAGGCGCUGACAAUCUUUUUAACCUCAGUCUGAACUUUCGCAAGGACGCCGAUAUUCAGGUGCGCUGGGACCUUACCUACAAUAAGAUCCUGGGCGAGGGGCCUUCACUGCCCAAGAAGGAGCAUUUGGUGUGUUACAUUAAAGGUGACAAGGUCGCAGACAACAGUACGGGGCACAGCUAUUACAAAGAACUCGCCAAGCACAUCGAUAUCAAGGUCUUGGGCGGUUUCUUCAUGUCUUGGUUUCAAAACACCAGUUUUGACGCCAUCAGCAGCUGCAAAUUCCAACUUGCCUUUGAGGAUUUAAUUUACAUAGACUACAUCACAGAGAAACUGAACGGACCGCUGGCAGUUGGGACUGUACCUGUGGUACUUGGUCCCCCGAGGUUAAACUAUGAGGACUUUGUGCCGGGCGACUCAUUUGUCCACGUUAAUGAUUUCCCUAACGCCAGUUCCCUUGCAGACUUCCUGAAGAGGGCCGCAUACAGCCGCUACUUUCUGUGGCGUCAAUAUUUUUCCGCACACCGCCACCCUGUUACAGAUAACCAUAAGUAUCUGAAGGCCAUCUGCACCGCGUGCGACUUUUCAGUGAGGAACAGGGACUACAGAGUCAUUCGUCAUCUGCACAAGUGGUAUUUUCGUUAGUCUUGUUCAACUUGUCUUGUGAGACUAUCCUGAUCAUACAGGUUCUCAUUUUGUUGCAUACUGCAGAUGGCUUGUUGAAACCAUACAAAUUAUUAUCAGCCCAGGGACUGCUAGGUGGAGGGAUUUCUGGUACAUGACAAACGAGUUCUGCAGGAUGCAUAAUUUCAAGACUUAGACUCUGUAACAAGCGGUGGAGGAAUCAAGAACAUAUUAAUGAGGGCCAAAGGUAUGGAAGCAUUUUAUCAAUUUGUUUUGUUUGGCUUCGCUAACCAUAUAUUAAAGAUAAAUUGUCCUAUUGGUUUUAGUAGCCAAUCCACAACCAGUUGGUAGCACCCACUUGGGUGAUGCAUGGCAGCCAACUAAAACAAAUCAUGCCUAAUUAUUGAGAAAAAGAAUAUAUAUCAAUAUAUAUCAAAAUGCAUUCAAAUAAAUAUUUUUUUAACUUCUUCACUCAUUAUUUAAACCCUUUUACUCUAUCUUUCUUAUUAAUGGUAUUUCCCUUUUUUACAACUGAAAAAAAAUGCAUUGGAACAAAAAACAAGAAGUGUUUAAUAUAGGACAUUUGUCACCCCCUAGUGUCGAAAGAGCACCUACACGAAAGUAGCUGAAGCCAUUGGGCGACUCUUGCGUCUUGCUUGACGCCGUAAGCUGACCAAGCGGCCUGUAAUGAGGAGGACGAGAACAUAUCUAUAUCAAGCCAAUUAACAUUGUAUUCGUUUGGAUUGUUUUAUUUUUUAAUGAACAUGUCUCUCGUUUGUAAAUGAGUCCUGUCAAUAUUCCUAUAUUUAUUCCUGGCUUUCAUUUAUUCCUAAAAUAGAUCUACAAUCUCUUAAUUAAAUUGCCAUGAAAUCAAAGUCAUCAACAAUUAUUUUAUCAAUCUGCAAGUAUGAAGAGAUCGAAAGGUUUUACAUAGGACAUCACUGACCACUCAUUGUCAUGCCAUACCUGUCUAUACUUUGUACUGUAGGCCUAUAUAUUUUUACUUUUAAUGUUUCUGUUGUUGGUACUAGGACUGGAUGUAAGCACUUUUGCUAAACGUUGCCAUGUUAACAUCUUGUAGGUUUUUACUGAUGUUGAUGGCUGCUCUGUCCCUAUCGAUUAAACAUAAAUAAACUUGGCUCGAUUGAAAACGUAAAUUAUUUUUGCACCGAAAGUAAACCGUACAACCUGAUUCCAAACAUUAAUGGAAAGGGUAUUAAUGGGCCUGUAAAAUGGCUCCCUGAAACCGGAGCCGUGGCUUGUCCUCAGGUGCCUUUCAGCCUUUUUUUAAACAAGGAAACGCCCCAUCCCUGGGGCGUUUCCUUGUGUUGUGUUAUACUCUUUGUGAUCAGUAUAUACUAGUUGAUCCCUCUGCCAUGUUUUGUUGAUGCCUGUUUCUGUGGUGAGCACUAGUGAAUCUCUUAAUCAAGUUGUAUUUUCAAUAAGUUAUUUUAGGGAUUUACGUUCCUCUUCAAAUGUUGAAACCGUUUCUACUUUCCAUGUUGGUUUAUGCAAAAUAAACCCAUUGGAGGCAGGCCAUGUUUCCUUGCGUUUCGAAAUACCUGAUUAUGCAUCGUCUUUUGUUGUGCCUUUAGUGCACAGACAUCUAUGAAUGCUUGUUUUUUUUAAACAAGGUACCGACCCAUUCCUAUGUGAGCAUGUGUUGUACUUUUUUUGAUAAGUUAUGUGCUAGUUAAUCACUCUGUCUUGCCUUGUUGGUUGGUGGGCCUAAGGUAUAGUGUGUAUCGUAGGUGUCUCAAUUGUUUCCCUUACGUUAUUAUUCAGGGACUCUUUCUCUCUCUUACAUUGUCUGUCUGAAUCUCUCUCUCUAUGCCUCGUUCUCAUUAUUACUAGCCGAAGACUUGUGCUGCAUACCACCUAACAAACUGGAAUUAGGCCUAUGUCAAUCUUACAAUGUGAUAUCAUGAAGGCUUCAUGUUAAAUACAUUUCAGAUCACUUUGUUUUUAAAGGGAUUUAUGAGAGAAA
This is a messenger RNA of Gadus macrocephalus (Pacific cod), 3186 nucleotides long. RefSeq names its product 4-galactosyl-N-acetylglucosaminide 3-alpha-L-fucosyltransferase 9-like. Gene Ontology annotation, molecular function: alpha-(1->3)-fucosyltransferase activity. The record is from RefSeq and is a predicted model, not a curated record. NCBI's taxonomy places the organism in Eukaryota, Metazoa, Chordata, Actinopteri, Gadiformes, Gadidae. Gene Ontology annotation, cellular component: membrane.